Molecule: messenger RNA, 1108 nt
Organism: Vigna unguiculata (cowpea)
Lineage: Eukaryota; Viridiplantae; Streptophyta; Magnoliopsida; Fabales; Fabaceae
Product: FKBP-like peptidyl-prolyl cis-trans isomerase family protein
Molecular function (GO): peptidyl-prolyl cis-trans isomerase activity
Source: RefSeq, a predicted model, not a curated record
AGUUUUUAAAGAACUUGUUCUUUGUUUUAAGAACUAAGAAAAUGAAGACGAUAAUAGAAUGCUGUGUCUCUGCAAGUGCCACACGUGUCUGUGGCCUUUUGCCAUACAGAAAUUAUAAUUCAUGUAAUAGCAUGCUUGCAAAUUGUUCAGCUUCAUCCUCAACAACAAGAAGAACUUUAUCUCUUUCUCUCAUCUCCACCACUUUCUCUGCAUUCAUCUUCUCACUUUCUCCUCCUUCUUCUUCCUCUUCUACUACUUCUUCUUCUUCUUCUUCUUCUUCUUCAAAAUUGCCCUUAUCAAAGUUCUUUGAGAUCCCUGAUUCAGGUGGAGUUCAGGCUUUGGACCUCCUUGAUGGUUCAGGUGAAGUUCCCUCAGAUGGGGAUCAGGUUGCAAUUCACUACUAUGGCAGGCUUGCAGCAAAACAGGGAUGGCGUUUUGACUCAACCUAUGACCACAAAGAUGACAAUGGCGAACCCAAUCCAUUUGUCUUUGUCCUUGGCUCUGGCAAGGUUAUAGCUGGAAUUGAUGUGGCAGUGAGAUCGAUGAAAGUAGGAGGUAUUCGUAGAGUCAUCAUACCCCCAUCACUUGGGUAUCAAAACACAUCACAAGAGCCAAUCCCACCUAACUUCUUUGACAGGCAGAGGUUGUUCACUACCAUUUUUAAUCCAACUCGCCGUGCAAAUGGAGAAGGCUCCACUUUAGGAACAGUUAUAUUUGAUAUUGAGCUGGUGAGCGUGAGGCAUCAGUGAAGUCAACAAGUAUGAUCCAACAUGGCAAUCAAAUAUAUACUGUUAUCAUUAUUGGCAAAGAUAAAAACUUAUCUUAGCAUUGCAUAAUCAUAUUGGUUUUGGUCUAUUAUAGUUUAUUCAGUUAUAUCAUGAUGUCUGCUGUGUAAUUAUUAGUUUUGAAGUAAUGUAAUUAUUAACAUUGAAAAUAUUUUUAAGACUAUAAAUUGAUGACACUGGUUAAGUUUACAAACUAAAAGCAAAUUAACUUGUAGGACUAACGUUAAUUUGGAUUUCUAAGAGAGUGACAGAAGUGACGAACUUCUUUUUAUUUUUUUUUCCCAAAUAGGCAAUAAAUUACAGUUUUGAGGAUUAAAAUAAUU